Molecule: messenger RNA, 1111 nt
Organism: Moneuplotes crassus
Lineage: Eukaryota; Ciliophora; Spirotrichea; Euplotida; Euplotidae
Source: the annotation of a GenBank genome assembly
GGAAAACAUAAUCCAUGCCAUUGAAUUUAAAAGAUCAAAGGCAAAUAGAUCUGUUAUAAGUAAUAAAGAUAAGAAAAUUUCCUUAAGAAAAUCCAUUCAAGAUAUCAACAAAUCAAUAUUCGAUGGAGUAUGCUUGACGCCAGCACUAAAUGCAAGUCAUUUAAACCAUGGAAUUGAUACUAUGAUCAAGAGAAGAGGGUAGCAAAAGUCGUAAAGCUAAAUUAAGAAGAUCUAUAAACUUAUCAACAACUAAAAACCUUGGUUUAAAUAAGAUGCUCAAAAUGAAAAAGAAGAACAGAGAAAGCUCCAAUAAGACAAUUUCAAAAAUGGGGAUUCAUCAAGAGUUAUUUCAGAGAUAUGGCUGGACUGCAUCUAGUUGAAAAAUUGCAAGGUUAAAUAGAUCUAAAAGAUGUAAAAAGUUAAUGCCUCAAAAUGUAUCAGUAAAAACUCCAAACGGGUUCAAGAAUACUAUUGAGUAUUCGACAAACAGAGCUGAAAACUGUUUGAUGUGAUUGCAUAAGGAUGAGCAGAUUCGUUCAAUGGCAAUUGAAAUUGAAGAAUUGACUCAAAGUUUCAGUCAGCUAAUAACAAAUUCGAUUGAAGAUCAGAAUACGGUGGCAAUUUUGAAUGAGGCCAUAAAGCAGACAGAGAUUAAAUGAGACUUAGAGACAUCAUUUUUGCAGACCAAAGUGACUUUGCUUGAAGAAGCAUUGAAUUCUAAAAAUAAAGACUUAGAAACACUGGAUGCUUUUAAAGAGAACAAUAGUCAUCUGUUGGCUCUUCUAGACAAAUAUGAUCAAAAGAUGGUUGACAUGCAGAAUGACAUUGACAUUCGGGAUUUAAAGAUUGACCACUUAUAGUAUCGCUAUAUGAGAAGGAAGAUAAAGAAGUAGAUUUUAAUCUUCUUGAGUCGAAGAUCAGAUUUCUAUUAGAAUUAUUGGAUUACUGUAAGCAAAAGCUUGAGGAUGAAAACAACAGAAAGAUUGAUAAUUUAUCAGGAGGGUUCAAUGAUCCAUCUUCUGAGGUUUUAUAUAAUGAGUCAAUGAGCCAUACCAACCCUAAAAGUGAACCUGAUUUUGCAUCUGUACGAGUUGACAGUUAUUUUGUGUAA